Messenger RNA from Hyla sarda, 7153 nucleotides. It is a transcript of the gene CFTR, whose product is annotated as CF transmembrane conductance regulator. NCBI's taxonomy places the organism in Eukaryota, Metazoa, Chordata, Amphibia, Anura, Hylidae. Bases 172 to 4605 code for a protein of 1477 amino acids. The transcript is spliced from 27 exons. The record is from RefSeq and is a predicted model, not a curated record. Gene Ontology annotation, biological process: chloride transmembrane transport; bicarbonate transport. Gene Ontology annotation, molecular function: chloride channel activity; ATP binding; ABC-type transporter activity. Gene Ontology annotation, cellular component: plasma membrane; apical plasma membrane; cytosol.
GAUAUGGGCUGCCUCCUUUUGCACAGCUCUUCUUAACCUGGGCAGAGUUAAGGAGGCUGUGACAUCAGCAGGCUAACAGAAUAAGGUGGGUAAGCAUCAGCAGGCACUGAGUGGACUUUCAGUGCAAGGAUAGGAGGCUGUGCCUGCAGCUGCCAGCAGCACCUAGUCACUAUGCAGAGGUCCCCGCUGGAGAAAGCCAACAUCUUCUCUAAGCUCUUCUUCAGUUGGACCAAGCCUAUCCUGAAGAAAGGAUACAGGCAACGAUUGGAAUUGUCAGACAUUUAUCAAAUUCCUACUGGAGACUCUGCAGAUAAUCUGUCUGAACGACUUGAAAGAGAAUGGGACAGGGAAUUGGCAACAUCAAAGACAAAUCCCAAAUUAAUCAAUGCACUCAAGCGAUGUUUUUUCUGGAAAUUUCUUUUCUAUGGUAUCCUACUAUAUCUUGGGGAAGUCACCAAAGCUGUUCAACCACUUCUUCUUGGAAGAAUCAUAGCCUCUUAUGAUGAAAGUAAUACACUGGAGCGGUCCAUAGCUUACUAUCUAGCAGUAGGCUUGUCUCUACUCUUUGCUGUCAGAAUGCUGCUUCUACAUCCUGCCAUAUUCGGACUACAUCGUAUUGGAAUGCAAAUGAGGAUAGCAAUGUUCAGUUUAAUUUAUAAAAAAACAUUAAAACUAUCAAGCAAAGUUUUAGAUAAAAUAAGCACUGGACAGCUUGUAAGUCUUCUCUCAAACAACCUAAACAAAUUUGAUGAGGGUUUGGCCUUGGCUCAUUUUGUAUGGAUUGCUCCACUUCAAGUGAUUCUUUUGAUGGGUCUAAUUUGGGACUUACUGCAAGCUUCUGCUUUCUGUGGCCUGGGCUUCCUAGUUAUUCUUGCAUUGUUUCAAGCAUGGUUGGGGCAAAGGAUGAUGAAGUAUAGAGACAGAAGAGCAGGAAAGAUCAAUGAAAGACUUGUACUCACUUCUGAAAUAAUUGACAAUGUACAUUCAGUAAAAGCCUAUUGUUGGGAAGAUGCAAUGGAAAAAAUAAUUCAGUUACUUAGAGAGACUGAACUGAAGCUCACCAGAAAAGCUGCUUAUGUGAGAUAUUUUAACAGCUCAGCCUUUUUCUUCUCUGGCUUCUUUGUGGUGUUUCUUUCCAUACUUCCUCAUUUGCUAACUGAUGGGAUUUCUGUCCGAAAGAUCUUCACCACCAUUUCAUUUUGCAUUGUUCUACGUAUGACUGUUACACGCCAAUUCCCCUGGGCUGUGCAGACCUGGUACGACUCUCUUGGAGUUAUAAAUAAAAUACAGGAUUUCUUACAAAAAGAUGAAUAUAAGUCACUGGAGUACAAUCUGACAACCACUGAUGUGGCAAUGGAAAAUGUAACUGCUUCCUGGGAUGAGGGAAUUGGAGAAGCUUUUGGAAAAGCUAUGCUUGAAAAUGGAGGCAGUGCUUCUAAGGAAGACCCCAACCUGUUUUUCAGCAACUUCUCAUUGCAUAUGACUGCUGUGCUUUCUAACAUCAGUUUUAGUCUAGACAAGGGACAGCUGCUGGCAAUUGCAGGUUCUACAGGAUCUGGAAAGACAUCUCUUUUAAUGAUGAUCAUGGGAGAAUUAGAACCAUCAGCAGGAAAAAUAAGACAUAGCGGAAGGAUAUCAUUUUCACCUCAAUUCUCCUGGAUCAUGCCUGGUACCAUCAAGGAGAACAUUGUGUUUGGAGUAUCGUAUGACCAAUACAGAUAUUUAAGUGUCAUUAAAGCCUGCCAACUGGAAGAGGACAUUGGAAAGUUUCCAGAAAAGGAUAAUACCAUCCUAGGCGAAGGAGGAAUAACACUUAGUGGAGGUCAGCGGGCAAGAAUAUCUCUAGCAAGAGCUGUCUACAAAGAUGCUGACCUCUACUUAUUGGACUCUCCAUUCAGUUAUCUUGAUUUGUUUACAGAAAAAGAAAUAUUUGAAAACUGCAUAUGUAAGCUAAUGGCCAACAAGACCAGAAUUCUUGUUACAUCAAAAUUAGAACAGCUUAAGAAAGCUGACAAAAUUCUCAUGUUACAUGAAGGCAGCUGUUACUUUUAUGGAACAUUUACAGAACUUCAAGAUCAACGUCCUGACUUCAGCUCUCAGCUGAUGGGAUUUGAUGCUUUUGAUAACUUUAGUGCAGACAGGAGAAAUUCCAUACUAACAGAAACCUUGCGGCGAUUCUCAGUCGACAGUGAUUCACUAGUUGUUAGAAAUGAAGUAAAAAAUAAGUCAUUCAAACAAACCUCUGAAUUUAUGGAAAAGAGAAAAAAUUCCCUUAUUAAUGCUCGGAAAUCAAGUAGAAAAUUUUCUAUCAUGCAGAAAUCUCAACCACAAAUGGGAGGAAUAGAAGAAGAGUCUCCCACUGAGCCAGAGGAAAGGAAGCUCUCUUUGGUUCCAGAUUCAGAACAAGGAGAAGCAAUCCUGCCAAGGAGUAAUAUUCUCAACACUGGCCCAACUUUUCAAGGUCGAAGAAGGCAAUCUGUGUUAAACUUAAUGACAGGUACAUCUGUCUCACAAAGUCAAGGAGCUUUUGGAAGGGGAACAUCCAUGAGGAAGGUGUCAAUGGCUCCACAAUCCAAUUUAUCACCGGAAUUAGACAUCUACAGCAGACGUUCCUCACAAGACAGUGUCUUGGAAAUAAGUGAAGACAUUAAUGAGGAAGAUUUGAAGGAAUGUUUCCUUGAUGAUACAGACACCGCAACACCAACUACUUCUUGGAACACUUAUUUUAGAUAUGUUUCUGCCCACAAGAAUCUAAUCUUUAUUCUUAUUCUUGUCCUAGUGAUUUUCUUAGCAGAGGUUGCUGCUUCCUUGACUGGACUUUUGCUGAUCAGUCAAAGCAGUCCUGAAUCUAAUAAAACAACAAAUGGAUCCUCUAAGGCACCAAUAAUCGUGACCCAAACAAGUUCUUACUACGUGUUUUAUAUUUAUGUUGGUGUGGCUGACUCCCUGCUGGCAAUGGGCAUAUUUCGUGGCUUACCACUGGUACAUGGCCUCAUAUCCGUCUCCAAAGUGUUACAUCAGAAAAUGUUAAAUGCCAUUCUUCAUGCCCCAAUGUCCACUUUCAGUACAAUGAGAGCUGGGCGGAUCCUUAACAGAUUUUCAAAGGAUAUAACUAUCUUAGAUGAUCUGCUGCCUCUGACAAUAUUUGACUUCAUACAGUUGUUGCUUAUUGUAAUUGGGGCGAUCACGGUGGUUUCCAUUUUGGAGCCUUACAUCUUGUUGGCUACUGUCCCUGUGAUUAUUGCUUUUGUUCUACUAAGAUCGUAUUUUCUGCACACUUCCCAGCAACUAAAACAAUUAGAAUCUGAAGCCCGCAGUCCAAUUUUCACUCACUUGAUAACCAGUUUAAAGGGUUUGUGGACUCUAAGAGCUUUUGGACGGCAGCCAUAUUUUGAAACCCUUUUUCAUAAGGCACUGAAUUUACAUACAGCAAACUGGUUUCUCUACCUGUCCACGCUUCGAUGGUUCCAAAUGACUAUUGAAAUGAUCUUUGUCAUCUUUUUCUGUGCUGUUGCAUUUAUCUCUAUUGCAACAUCAGGUGCUGGACGAGAAAAAGUUGGAAUAGUUUUGACCCUGGCUAUGAAUAUUAUGAAUACUCUACAGUGGGCAGUAAAUUCAAGUAUUGAUGUGGACAGUUUGAUGCGAUCAGUUAGCAGAAUUUUUAAAUUUAUUGAUCUUCCGAGAGAAGAUGCAUCAAACAAAAAUAAUGAGAAUUUAUCAGAGGUUCUUAUAAUUGAAAAUGAAUAUACCAAGAAAGAUCCAGAUUGGCCCUCUGGGGGUCAAAUGACUGUCAAAAACCUGUCUGCAACGUAUGUGGAAGGAGGUCAUGCUGUUUUAGAAAAUAUCUCAUUUUCUGUUAGUCCAGGUCAAAGGGUUGGCUUAUUGGGAAGAAGUGGUUCUGGAAAAAGCACCUUAUUAUCUGCCUUUCUGAGAUUAUUGUCAACUCAAGGAGAAAUUCUAAUUGAUGGAGUAUCUUGGCAGACAUUACCACUUCAGAAAUGGAGAAAAGCUUUUGGAGUUGUUCCACAGAAAGUUUUCAUAUUUUCUGGGACAUUCCGGAAAAACCUUGACCCUUACGGAAAGCACAGUGAUGAAGAAAUCUGGAAAGUAACUGAAGAGGUUGGGCUGAAGUCAAUCAUUGAGCAGUUCCCAGGUCAGCUGGACUUUGUGCUCCUGGAUGGUGGAUAUGUUCUAAGUCAUGGACACAAGCAGUUGGUGUGUUUGGCCAGAUCAGUUCUUAGCAAGGCCAAGAUUCUUCUGCUGGAUGAACCUAGCGCUCACUUAGAUCCAAUAACAUUUCAGAUUAUUAGGAAAACUCUGAAGCACGCAUUUGCUAAUUGUACAGUCAUCUUGUGUGAACACAGACUGGAAGCCAUGCUCGAAUGUCAGUUCUUUCUGGUGAUCGAAGAGAACACAGUGCGGCAAUAUGAUUCCAUACAGAAAAUCAUGAAUGAGAAAAGUUUCUUCAAACAGGCCAUAAGUCACUCAGAUCGCUUGAAACUAUUCCCACUGCACCGCCGCAACUCAAGUAAGGGAAAGUCCAAACUCAAAAUCACUGCCUUACAGGAAGAAACAGAGGAAGAGGUACAAGAGACAAGAUUGUGAUGAAGUAUGAUGCAACAGAUCUACAACAAAGUUUUUAUUGCUUCCUAUACAAAGAAGGUGGUGAUAAGACUAAAGAAUGUAGCAGUCUUGAUAACAUUCUUUCAAUAAUAUAUUGGAUUUUGCAAAUAUAUCUUAUGGGCAUUUAAAAUUCACUUGUUUCAUAGUAGCCUGUAUUCUGGUGCUAAGAAUCAGCUAAGGAAAUGUAAUAUGACCUGUUGCAAAUCUUAGAGAAAGCAUAAGUAUAUUUCAUGAUCUCAUUUGAAGUCAUACAGUUGUCAUUCUUAGUACAGAAGCCAUAUUAAGUCAUAUUUACUUCAGACUGCUGUGCAUUCCAAAAUACUUAUGCAUUACAUAGGUUAAAUAUCAGGACAAUAUACAAUACCAUCACAAUAUCAGAUAUUAAAAGCUAUUUUCAAUAUCUGUCAUACAGUAGGAAACCCCCAUAAAAUGUUUGGGAUUUAAAUUAAAAGCACAUGACCAACUAUGUUGGAAUAUUAUCUUUAAAAAAAAGUUUAGCUGAAAGUGUUCUAAUAAUGUAACUGAUAGUUCUCUAAAGCUGUUCAGGGGGAAGCAAUGUAUGGGGAGUUAAUAGGAGGGUGCACCUUGUUAGUGCAAAUAAUAAUUGUAAGAACGUUAUUGAUGCAUUAAAUAUCAGAGUGUCCAUUACACUUUUCACUGCCAUGUUUUCUAGCAUUAUAGAGGUUCUAAUAUAUUUUUUUGUGUAUUUUUAGGCCUAUAUAUUCUAGAAAAGCUAUAUAUUUAUAAAAAAAAAUGCAAACAUCUGCUAUAUAAUGCUAAAUGACAGAAUAGCAUUUCAGUAUCAUCAUUUUUUUUUAACUUAGAUUCCUCAUUUUAUUUUGUACAUAUUUUGUGAAAGUAUUUAUUUUAUUUGCUAUGUAAACGCCAGUUUCUUAUAGCAUGUAAACUAUGCGCUUACAGUCUGAUUUCAAUACCAAGUAAAGGAAGGUGUGGUGUGCUGCAUACCCAAAAUGUAUAUUUAAAAUAGUAAAUGCCCCUAAUGUAUUAUUAUAUAUCAAAUAAUAUUCAGAGCCGCUAAUAUAACAUAUGGUAAAGGUAAAUGUAAGGUAGUAAGGUAUGGGAACAACUGACAGAAAAAAAAAAUUUACUUUGCAGUUAAAGUGCAUACAUUUUUUAGUAGUUUAUAUGGGAACUUACCACUGGGAGAAAAAGGCUACACAUUUUUUACAAACAUAGGGACUGAUUUAUCAUCGCUUGUGUUAGUACACAAACUGUAAGGGAGGAAUUUAUCGCAUUUUACAUGUCUUGUGGUGUGUUAAAAAAGGCACAAAUUUCGUGCAUCCCUGGUCUUGCUUACUUGAAUGAUUUUGCCCUUUGACCUUGCAGUGGUUGUGAAAAUAAUAACUUGCUAUUAGCUUAAUUUAAUUUCAUGCCACGCACUCCAUUCAUUUCAGUUUGGAGCAGAGAUGAAGUAGACUUAAACGUUUGCAGCCCUGCAGAUUUAAACUGUAGGAGCAGAUAGAGAUAUUGCUAAAAUAACUUGAGCAUCUUACCCUAAAUGGGAAUUAUAAUCUAUUUGUGUGUCUGUAGAGAGAGACAGAACCUUCAAGCUAAUGAAGUCUUGUGAUCACAGCAGCAUUGACUCUGAAGCAAGCAAUGUGUAAGGGUAUGUUUACUCAGAGUACUUUGGUAAGUAAGUUGGUCAGUAUUUUGAGCCAAAAUACAGAAGAGGUGCAAAUCCUUCCAUAAUAGUUUUUCUCUAUGUCAGUCCCACUCCUGACGUUGGCUAAAAUACUGACAAAAAUACUGACCAAAAUACUAUGUGUAAACAUAGCCCAAGAGUUUACUAAAAUAGGAGGAGGAACAGUGUCUAGUAUAAUAUAAGCUUGCAGGCUUAUUGAAACAGUGACAAGAUUUCAGUUCUGCUGUAUUUAUGACAUUGUCAUGAAUCCCCGAUAUAUGUGACAGACACAUUUCACUGUAAUUACCAUAUAGACCUUUCUUAUUACUAAAUUUCUAGGAUUAGGAACAUAUGUUCUUGCUUUUAUCAGAAUGCGGUUUGCCAAACUAACAGACUAAAUUAUUAGGGUCUACUCACACCUACAGUACCCUGCACAUAUUUGAAGCACAGGAUUUGAUGCUGCAGAUUUGAAGCUGUGUUCAGUCAUUUAGUUCACACUGAAAUCUGCAGCAUGCAUUUUUAGCUUCAAAUCCUGCAUAUCAUAUAUGUGCAGGAUACUGUACUUGUAAUAAGACUCUUAAAGUGAAAACUGUAAUCUUUUGAAGAACAUCCUUUAUCUGAAACUUGCAUAUAAAAACUUGUGAUUUUUUUUUAAGUUCCUAUAGUUAAAGUCCAUAUUCCACUUGAAAAGUCCCUUUGUAUGAUAAUGAAAUGCCUCCUGCUUUAAUAGGCUGCCCUUCUCCACUAGUCAUGCUAUAAAUAACUUCCUGUUUCAGUGAUUGUGGUCACCUGUCUUUCUUUGCAGCACUUUACAGGUACACUUUAAAUGGGCAGUUUUCUUUAAAGCGCAACUGUCAUGAGUUAUUAGCCCCCCCAGACUACUACAAU